AUGCUAGCGCCAAUUAGUAGAACAAUUCUUUCUGCAGAAGCAAUGGGUGCUCUACCAGAUAUAAUGAAAAGGGCAGAGUGUAAAAGAGGGAUUAAAGCCGUACAAAAGUCCCUAUUAAAUAAGGGUGAUGGCAUAGUUGUAAUGGCAGCUGAUGUCGCGCCUUUUGACUUGGUCAGUCACAUUCCAGCACUAUGUUCUGAUUCAAAUGUGCCGCUUUUAUACAUAAAUAGCAGAUUUGAUGUUAAAACGGAUAAAGACAAACCUACUACCUGUCUAUUCAUUCCUUUAAGUAUCCUAUCAAAAGAAGAAGCAUUACUUUUACAAUAGACAAUAAACUAAAUAUUUAACUGCCAAGU
Molecule: messenger RNA, 356 nt
Organism: Nematocida parisii ERTm1
Lineage: Eukaryota; Fungi; Microsporidia
Exons: 1
Coding region: 1-327 (108 amino acids)
Source: RefSeq, a predicted model, not a curated record